AUGGUGGCUCUCUGGCCACAACGCUUCGGCCCCUCCUUCGGGUCAUGUCCUGCACAAGUCGGCGACAAAGGGUCCUGGACGAGGCGUGAGGCCGACAAGGCGAGCCUCCAAAGCCAGCGCCUGCUCCGGGAGUUCGAGGAGGUGAAGGCUGAGCGCGUUGCCCGGUUCAUGAAGUGCUUCAAGCACAUCGAGGAAAAGAUCAACCCCUACUACAAGGAGUUGACAGCCUACGACGGCUUCGAGGGUGGUUCAGCCUAUCUUGAUCUGGACGAUGCCGAGGAGCCCUACAACGGCGGCAUUACCUUCACAGCCUGCCCGCCGGGCAAACGGUUUUUCCCCAUGGAGCUUCUGUCCGGCGGUGAGCGCUCGAUGGCUUCCAUGGCUCUCCUGUUUGCCCUGCACUCGUUCCGGCCACCUCCAUUCAUGAUCCUGGACGAGGUCGACGCCCCGUUCGACCGCAAGAACACCGGCUCCCUCGUCGCCUACCUCAAGCGGCUCUCCUUCCAGUGCGUGGUCAUCUCCCUCAAGGACACAUUUUUCUCACACAGCGACUCGAUUGUGGGCGUCUACAAGGACAAGGUAAAGCAGACCAGUGGCAUCCUGAGCCUCUCUCUCCGGCGGCUGGGCAAUCUAGCUGAAGGGGAUGGGACGGAG
This is a messenger RNA of Symbiodinium natans, 654 nucleotides long. The record is from the annotation of a GenBank genome assembly. NCBI's taxonomy places the organism in Eukaryota, Dinophyceae, Suessiales, Symbiodiniaceae.